GGUCUUCUAAUACUUAAGGCUAGAAAGAAUAAAUACCUUAGGACUAUACUAGGAGCCUAUAAGGCUACUCUAUACUAUUAUAAUAGAGUUAGAAACUUAAUUCUUAUUAGAAGAAGAAAACUAAGAGGAGUAUUUACUACUAUCCUCUAUUUAAACCUCUACACGCCCUAUAUGAACUUAAUAACCUCUAGAAAUUUUAGAAUACUAGAAGCUUCAUAUAAUAGGGUCUAUAAAAGGCAAGAGUAUAGGAGAAAUCUAAGCUCUCUAGAUAUAAGGGUUAAGGAAGGGUUAGAAGCAAAGAGAAAGGUGUAA
Messenger RNA from Nannizzia gypsea CBS 118893, 312 nucleotides. RefSeq lists its product as hypothetical. The annotation marks the transcript as partial. The transcript has 7 exons. NCBI's taxonomy places the organism in Eukaryota, Fungi, Ascomycota, Eurotiomycetes, Onygenales, Arthrodermataceae. The record is from RefSeq and is a predicted model, not a curated record.